Messenger RNA from Ceraceosorus bombacis, 1185 nucleotides. The record is from the annotation of a GenBank genome assembly. NCBI's taxonomy places the organism in Eukaryota, Fungi, Basidiomycota, Exobasidiomycetes, Ceraceosorales, Ceraceosoraceae.
AUGGAUACCUCUUUACGGUCCAACAGCUCGCGCCCACGCACGCUCAGCUCCUCGAAGCCGCGAAUGAAGCACACUGCAUCUUUCACUGGUGCAAAUGUACCCGACCGAUCAGGCGCAACAGAUUGGUCCAGACCGCCUUCACCCUUGUUACUGAACACCCCGACGCCGAGCAUGGUGCGGAGAAGCAGUCAUCAGCCUCGAGAGUCGCGUUCGCAGCGCGCAGCUACUUCGACACCGAGUUCCAGCAUUCCUUCCAGUCCUGCUCUCCUCGCCACGCAGACACGCAAGCAGGCGGCGCCAGGGUUGAGCUCAAUGUCGAGCACAGGUGGCAGUCGCUCGAAAAAGUCGCUGCUACAUUUCCACAAGACUUGGCCCAGCUUGACCAUCCACAUCUCAUCUUCCACAGCAUGGACCAUCUCCUACGCUUCCCUUUUGCACUACACAAGCGUGCUCCUCUCCAUCUACAGCCUGUCUCAGCAUCCCACAUACCUUACCGCUCUAGGUGUGCUUCUCAGCACCGGCACGCUCGAAGUCAGAGCGAGAGCGGAAAAGUUGGGAUUGAGAAAGAUCUGCUUGGGUCUUUGCGCAGUGUUGACUGCUACUCUGUUCAUCUUGGCUUGGCAGCCAUCUUUACCCGCUCGUAAAGACCCAGAUUUGGAGCUGGCCGUCAAGAAGCUUGUGAAAAGUCCAUCGAAUGCGGAUGCAAACGCGCAUGCUCAAGGGAUGGAUGUUUGUCUCCGACAUCCCUCCGGUCUACUUCUGCGCUUAUCAAGCGCCCCGGACGUGCAUCCCGACACAUUUGCGGCGCGCUCGUGCUCCUCGACGUCACAUCACGCGGGCUGGGCGGCAAAAACACUGUUGCAAUCCUCUCAGGAGCUCGUUGGCGUACACACCCCUCGCACAUUCGAAGGAGAGGACGCCAAUGCGACCAAAGACCAAGAGCGGCAGUCGUCAGAAAAUGCAGAGGGUGGUCCGAGGUGGAAGAGGUUGUCGGUACGCAUUUGCGACCUUGCUCGCGAUGCUGCAUCGACAGAGAAUGCCGUCGAUUCGUCUGGCAUGCCGCCGCGACUCGUAUUGCAGAUCGAAUACAGCCCGGAGGAAGGUUCUAUCGGAGCUUCGCAGCCUUUGCUUCAGCUGCAUUGCGAUACUUUGUUGCGGUUGCGAGAAAGGGGUCUUCUGGACUAA